AUGGCAAAGGAGAUUUCCGAUACACAGAUCGAAGAUGCGGGUCAUCGCCCCAACAGUCCAUCUUGCCUUGGACCCGACCCAGGCACGAUCCAAGGACGAGCGAUUCAGCAGCAAGAACACAAUCGGGGAUACUUGGAAACUCUCAAAAAGGACCCUUGGCUCUUAUUCUGGAUUGGAGUCAUGCUUUGGACUCUGAUUGUGCGGGGAUUCGAGAAUCAAUCCUCUGGCGCUGUUAUUAGUAUCCCAGAGUUCAAACAACGAUUCGGUCAACUCCAAGACGGACAGUACUUUAUUGAAACUAAAUGGCAGUCAGCUCUGAGCGGGGGCUCAAAUGCAGCUGCUAUCGUGGGCUCAUGGGCUGCCUCCUACUUUGCCGACAAAUUCGGGGUCAAACCUGUCAUUCUGGCAGCGGCAGCUAUCAACAUUGCAUCAGUUGGUGUUGAAUUUUCUAGCACCUCGAUCGGCAUGUUUUUCGGGGGCAAGAUGAUCAAUUUUAUUGCAAUUGGUGCAUUUCUUAACAUCUGCACUGCAUAUGUUGCUGAUGUUUCACCACUUGCCAUUCGAUCAUCUGUCAUCGGUUUUUGCAAUCUAUCUCAAUGUAUAGGUCCUUUUGUCUCCGCCAUCAUGUCUUAUUACACAUCUUCAUGGGAGAGUGCUUGGUCCUGGAAGUCUUUGAUCUGUGCCCAAUGGGGAUUUGCUGUGGUUGGGCUGAUCGGACAAAUCUUCAUGCCCGAGUCACCUGUCUACCUCGUUCGAAGAGGCAAGAUCGACCAAGCCCGAAAAUCUUUGAACCAGUUUUACUCGGACCCUCGUGAUGCUGAAGGCCAUUUGGAACGAAUCAAGCUAACACUUGGGGAAGCCGAGACACAACAAGAUUCAGUAUCAUACAUUGACUGCUUUCGGGGAACCAACCUUCGCCGCACACUGAUUGCGAUUAUGGUUUUCUUAUCCGAACCAAUGUCAGGACUCGGAUUCGUUUCUAAUUAUGGCGCUUUAAUGUACCAGUAUCUAGGAAUAGGCGAUCGACAAUCAUUUCUGAUCCAAAUAGGUGCUCAAAUCCUUUCAAUGUCUGGAGCAACCAUUUCUUUUCUGAUUAGUGAUAUGUUUGGCCGGAGACCUAUGUACUUGGGUGGAUGCAUUGGUUUAACCCUAUUACUCCUUUGUAUGGGGAUUGCAGGUUCGGUGGACACGAAUGCCGCAACUACCGCCGCAGUGGGCUUCUACACCAUGUAUAACUUCUUCUACAAUGCUGGCGUGGGGUCCAAUGUUUAUACCAUCGCUGGAGAGGUUCCUACUUCGGUCCUCCGGACUAAGACACUUGCUGUGGCCCUCUCAGUCUCUGCGGCAGUCAACACAAUGUGGUCAUUCGUCGCGCCUUAUAUGUUCAACCCUGGAUAUGGCGGACUCAAAGCCAAGAUCGGCUUUGUUUUUGGCGCCUUUAUGUUGCUAUUUGCUGUCAUGGCGUAUUUCUUCAUCCCAGAGACUCGUCGACGCACAUAUGAGGAGCUUGAUGAACUUUUCAUGAAUCGUGUACCAACUCGAGAAUUCCGUGAAUAUGUCACUCUGGCAGAGCGGAGAGCUGCAGAAGCUUACCAAGUGACCGAAAAGGUGCCAGAAGCUGUUAGAGUGUGA
This is a messenger RNA of Penicillium cosmopolitanum, 1632 nucleotides long. RefSeq names its product general substrate transporter. The transcript has a single exon. NCBI's taxonomy places the organism in Eukaryota, Fungi, Ascomycota, Eurotiomycetes, Eurotiales, Aspergillaceae. The record is from RefSeq and is a predicted model, not a curated record. Gene Ontology annotation, cellular component: membrane. The coding region runs from base 1 to 1632 and encodes 543 amino acids. Gene Ontology annotation, biological process: transmembrane transport; carbohydrate transport. Gene Ontology annotation, molecular function: carbohydrate:proton symporter activity.